AUGAGCGAGAAAAAACCCGAAACACAUUAUUCAGAUGACGAUCUCGACGAUCUGGAUGACUUGCUCGAUGACUUCGACGACGAAAUUCUGAGCAAGCCGCCCGGAGCAACGCUGAAGCAAGAUCAGGAGCUCACGACCGCACCGGACGAAGAGCCCAAUUUGGACGAUAAAGAGCUGUUCGGCAAACUAUUGAAGGAAAUAGGUGCUCAGGACCCCGAUCUCUCGAAGAAUCUCGGUAGUUUUCUGGACGAUAUUGGCAAACAGAACAGCGGGUCGUCGUCCCCUCAGCCGGCUACGAAGAACAAUUUCCAGGACGUGAUUUCGGAAACGAUAAACCGGCUCAAAGAGAGCGGAGAGCAAGUAGACAAAUCCAUAAAGGAAGAAGACGGGAACGACGAACUGAUUACAAGUUUGCUCAAGUCGCUUGAUCUUAAUUUAGAUCUGAAAGGAUUAGACGGGCAAAAUGGGGGAGUCGAGGACGUUGGCAAUUUAUUGGUCGAGAUGUUGGAGAAAUUGUCGUCCAAAAAUGUCUUGUACGAGCCAUUAAACGACUUAUACCAGAAAUUCCCGGCCUGGCUCGAAAACCCUGAAAAUCAACAGGACGAGAAUUACUCAAAGUAUCAGCAACAAUACGCCGUGAUCAAAGAAAUCAUCAGCACAUUCGACCUCCCCGACCACGAGGAUAAGAAAAACAAAGAUAUCAUCAACACCAAAUUGGAGGAGUUACAAGAAUUAGGAAUGCCUCCGAAGGAAUUACUUAACGACGACCUAAAGUUCCUGAAUUUCGGAGGAAACUCCGAACUGGAGCUGGACGACAACGAUAUCCCAGAGGAUAUCAACAAAGAACUGGAAGACACAUGCAAACAAACAUAG
Molecule: messenger RNA, 873 nt
Organism: Ogataea parapolymorpha DL-1
Lineage: Eukaryota; Fungi; Ascomycota; Pichiomycetes; Pichiales; Pichiaceae
Product: Peroxisomal membrane protein PEX19
Exons: 1
Coding region: 1-873 (290 amino acids)
Biological process (GO): protein import into peroxisome membrane
Cellular component (GO): peroxisome; peroxisomal membrane
Source: RefSeq, a predicted model, not a curated record